This is a messenger RNA of Talaromyces marneffei, 1164 nucleotides long. RefSeq lists its product as uncharacterized. Gene Ontology annotation, molecular function: fatty-acyl-CoA binding. Lineage: Eukaryota; Fungi; Ascomycota; Eurotiomycetes; Eurotiales; Trichocomaceae. Gene Ontology annotation, biological process: fatty acid metabolic process. The record is from RefSeq and is a predicted model, not a curated record. The transcript has 4 exons. Bases 1 to 1164 code for a protein of 387 amino acids.
AUGUCGGACUCUAUCGAUCGAGUCUUUGUCCAUGCGCUCAAUACGGUCAAGAAGAUACCGAGGACGGGCAGUGCCCGUCCUCCGGCAGCGGAGAGAUUGAAGUUAUAUGGAUUAUACAAGCAGAGCAUGGAGGGUGAUGUGGAGGGUAUCAUGGACCGACCAAUUGGUGACGCGCCAGACGUACAAGCAGAGCGCGAAAAAUGGGACGCAUGGUACUCGCAACGUGGCAGCUCGCGGACCGAGGCUAAACGGCGCUACAUCACAACCCUAAUCAACACAAUGCAUCUCUACGCCUCCCAAACGGCAGAAGCGAGAGAGCUCGUGGCAGAACUCGAGUUUGUCUGGGAUCAAAUCAAAUAUAAUGCCGCAUCGUCGUCAGCGUCGUCUUCGAGUCCGAUACAAGUGAACAGAACUCUGCCACCCGUGUCUGUAUCUACUGCUAGUGCACCGAGACGAUAUGGAAGUAUAGAAGAUCGAAUGAAGCGCUCAUCGCCAGUAGAUGUUGAGGAUCAAGAUGAGGAUUUGGCGAUAUACAGAAGACGGUCUGGAGAUUCGCGAUUGAGGGUGUUAAGUCCUGUCAGUCAGCCCGAUGAAGCAGACGUAAGAUUGCAUCGACACGAGCACGAUAACGACGAUGACGAAGAUGAUGAAAAUGAAGACGACGACGAUGAAGAAGAAGACUUCCAAGAAGCUCGAACCGGCACCUCAUUCUCCGAAACCUCCCACCACGACGAUAAUCUCGGAGAAGAAGAUACCAACCACCGCACACGCAAAAAACGAAAACGCCGCCUAUCACAAGGAAAAGACUGGCGUCACCGCAUCGAACAAGCCCUCACAAAAAUGACCACUGAAAUUGCCGCUCUGCGCGAACAACUCGAUUCCCUGCCCAUUACCCAUCACUCUCACUCCUCACUUCGAAAACCAUCAAAUUUCUUUUCUUGGAUCCUGUCAUGGGGGAAAUGGUUUCUGUUCCAUACACUGCGGCAACUCCUCUGGCAGAGUGUAAUACUUUCUAUUGUGUUGGUAUGGCUGCGCUCACGAGGCGAUACAAGACUUGAGCGGCGAGUCGUCACCAUCCUCCUGCAGUUACGCAGGAGGAUGAUGAAUGCCAUUAGAUCGGUGCCGAGACAGUUACCGAAGUUGUUGCAUGUGCCUCUUCUAUAA